GGAUCGGAUCCUAACCAACUGUGCUGCCCGCCUGCCCCCACCGUGAAACACUCGAACCCGGCCGUUCCCCGCCGCCGACCGCCGUGGCCGUGGCCGUGGGCGAGACACCUCCGAUGCCGUACCGCGACUGGGCCAACCUGCCGGAGCUGCCACUGGCGGAGGUGCUGCGGGGCCUCCUUCCCUGCAUCCGGUCGCUCUACGCCUUUGCGGGGACGUGCCAUCCCUGGCGAAGCCUGCUCCGCGCCUCCGCCGCCGAUCUCAUCCGCCCCCGCGUCCCGCCGCUCCUCCUCCUCUGCCCCGACUUCCGCCUGGUGCCCUUCUCCCCGCUCGUCGCCCCCCAGUCCCUCUCCUACCCCAUCCCCGCCCCGGCGGACGGCGCCACGCUCCUCUCCGUCUCACGCGGCCACCUCAUCCUCCUCCACCGGGGCGUCUUUAAUAGCCUACACCUCGUCGAUGCCCUCACCGGUGCCGAGCGCCGCGCGCUCCAGCUCCCUUCCCCGCACUUCCCCUAUCACUACGCCGCGCUCGCGCCCUCCCACCUCCUGCUCUUCCACUCCAUGCACGCCUUCUUCUCGCUCCCCUUCCCCGAGCAUCCAAUCCCCAACAACAACAACGCCCGCCCCAACUGGACCAAGCACGCCCUCCCCCGCGCCGCCUCCAUCGUCACAACCGUCCUCGAAUUCCGUGGGCGCGUCCUCGGUCUGACCGACCGCGCGCAGAUACUGGAGUUCCACCUUGGUGGCGCCCCUUCGAACCAGGCCGUCCAAUUGCUGCCAACCACCGGCCUCCCGGACGCCACCACAUUCGACAGAUUGCGAUUCGGGCCGCAUUUGGUUGCUGCCGGGGAUCGGCUGCUGCUGGUGCUCUUCAUGCUUGAAGCAAAUUUGGGCCCUGUGGUGUUCCGUGUACCUAGGGUGAACAAGGUCGGUGUGUACGCUCUUGAUUUGGUCCACAUGAUGUGGGAGGAAGUGGACAACAUUGGGGCUUACACCUUGUUCGUGGACAUUGCCGGGAGGAGCACCGUGGCUUGUGUGGACGUGGGGAACUGCGGAGUGGAGGAGAACCGAGUUUAUGUUGGCGUGCCCAACUGCCGUGCCUGGAGGAGGCCACUACCACCAGGGUGGGAGGCAACACCCAACGGUGAAGGGUUUGGACUGAACUCCAGGGUGACAUUGGCACGCCGACCAUUGCCAUCGCCGAUAUCGGUUCAUCCACCUCUUUUCUUUUGAUGAUUGUAGCGAAAUAAGUCACAAUUUCUACCUGGAACAGCCGUCUACAUUCAGUUGCUUACUGUAAUGUCACUACUGAGCCUAUUGUCACUUCGUAGUAUCUCAUAUGGACAUACUCGCAUUGUACGGAUUAAUCAUGCUAUUGAUGUGAAUGUUUGUGCU
Messenger RNA from Hordeum vulgare subsp. vulgare (domesticated barley), 1391 nucleotides. RefSeq lists its product as uncharacterized. The record is from RefSeq and is a predicted model, not a curated record. Bases 114 to 1229 code for a protein of 371 amino acids. Lineage: Eukaryota; Viridiplantae; Streptophyta; Magnoliopsida; Poales; Poaceae. The transcript has a single exon.